CAGCCCUGAACCCUUUAUCAGUGAUGUUUUCCCUUUGCACGGAGUUCGACUCCGUAUAAGGCAAGCCGCUCAUCCUGCGGUGAGCAUCCCACGCCGAUGUCCAUGAAAGCAGCUCUGAGAUGCAAGUAAAAACGUUCAAGGCAGCCCGGACCGUCUUCGUGUGCUGCUUCACUUUCGCGGUUCUAUGGCAGCUCUGCCUGAGCCAUUUCCAACCCUCGUUCCAGUUCAUCCCUCUUGGUGGCUAUACCUCGGCUCCCCAGAUCGACUGGUCCCGAUUCGCCUACACCCAAUAUGCCACCAACAGAGCGUACCUCUGCAACUCGGUGAUGUUGUUUGAGACCUUGCAUCGCCUAGGCAGUCGAGCCGAUCGCCUGCUGAUGUAUCCAUCGGACUUCUCCACCGACGACAACUCCAGGGUUGCGAAGUUGCUCCGCAAGGCCCGCGAUGAGUAUAGGGUCAAGCUGGUCCCGGUCGAGCUUCAGCACCGGAAGGGCGUCGACAAGACCUGGGCAGACAGCUACACCAAACUACUAGCUUUCAACCAAACCCAGUACGAUCGCGUCUUGAGUCUGGACUCCGACUCGACUCUUCUCCAGUCUUUGGAUGAACUAUUCCUGCUCCCGCCAUCGCCCGUGGUCCUCCCCCGGGCCUACUGGCUCAGUCCCGCGAGCCGGACGAUGAGCACUCUAAUCGCAUUAAUCGAGCCCUCUGCGUCCGAGUUCGCCCGCAUCCAACGAGCGAUCGCCGACGCCGGGCCGAACGAAUUCGACAUGGAGAUCGUCAACAAGCUGUACCAGGGCCGCGCGGGGGAUCUCCCCCACCGACCUUAUUACCUCCUCACCGGCGAGUUUCGUGCCAAAGACCAUACCGCCUAUCUCGGCGAUUCGCAGGACUCCUGGGACCCGGUCGAGGUCUUCAAUCAGACAAAGUUCCUGCAUUUCUCCGACUGGCCUCUUCCCAAGCCGUGGUUCCGAGCCAACACAAGUAUCAUUGAAGCGAAUCAGCCGACGUGUGAUCUGGACCCCCAAACGGGUAUCCGUGAUGACUGUCGCGCGCGAGAUAUCUGGCGCAGCAUCUAUGAUGAUUUUGCCUUGAGACGACAGCUCCUUUUCUUCGUCAUAGGCCUCGCUCAUGCCAUUGGCAUUGCUCGCAAUUCCUACCCCCCGACCGGGGGUGGCACAAAGCGCCUGACUUUCAAUGAGACCGUCGUGCGAAAGGCAAUUUCGCCGUCGCAAAUAUCAGUGGAAUGGAUUUCCACAGCAGAUGAUGGGCAGUAUGUCUACCAAGAUGAAGACGGUGGUCUGAAGAUCAACAAUAUUGUUACCAACCAAACGCAGACCCUCGUUGCAGCCGACCACGUCCCGCCAGAGGUGUACAGCUACCAAGUCAAGCCCGAUCUCUCGGCAGUCCUCUGGGAAACCAACCAUACUAAGAAAUACCGACAUUCAUCGCUAGCAGAUUACUACAUUCAAGACGUCCUGUCGUUGCAGCUUAGCCCUCUCGUUCCAGACCAGAACGGUGACAUUCAGUAUGCCCAAUGGAGCCCGGUGGGCGACACGAUCGCAUUUGUCCGGGGAAACAACCUGUUCACCUGGAUUGACGGGGUCGCUGCAGCGAUCACCACGGACGGCGGGCCUGAUAUCUUCCAUGGUGUGCCGGACUGGGUUUACGAGGAGGAGAUCUUGGGGGACCGGUUUGCACUAUGGUUCUCUCCCGAUGGGGAGUAUCUCUCCUUCCUGAGUUUCAAUGAGACAGGCGUGCCGACCUACACGGUGCCAUACUACAUGGAUAACCAGGCGAUGGCGCCGCCGUAUCCAGUCGAGAUGCCGAUCCGAUACCCGAAGGUAUCGCAGACCAAUCCCACGGUGCAAUUGAACCUUCUCCGCGUGUCUGAGAACCGCGCUCUAACCGUCCCGAUCGAUCCUUUCGAGUCAGAUGAUUUGAUCAUCGGUGAAGUCUCCUGGCUCACUGAUACUCACACCACGCUAGCCGUCAAGACAUUCAACCGCGUUCAGGAUCGUCAGGCAGUUGUGGCGGUUGACACUGCUUCAGGGCUGGCGAGAACCAUCCACGAGCGCGACGGCACAGAUGGAUGGAUAGACAACACUCUUUCGAUAAACUAUAUCGGAGCGAUCGACGACAGCUCCGCUUUAUACUACCUCGAUAUCUCCGACCGGUCGGGAUGGUCCCAUCUGUGGCUCUUCCCUCUGUCGGGUGGCGAGCCGACCGCUCUCACCAGCGGCGAAUGGGAGGUGACUUCGAUUCUCAGUGUCGACAGAACCAGACAGCUCAUCUACUACCUCUCCACCCAACGGCACAGCACCGAGCGGCAUAUUUACUCAGUAUCCUACCGCACGUUCAAACCCACACCCCUUGUUGAUGACUCCUUGCCCGCGUACUGGUCGGCAUCGUUCUCCGCGCAUUCGGGAUACUACGUUCUCACCUACAAUGGCCCCGAUGUUCCGUAUCAGGAGCUCUACUCCGUCGACCAAAGCGAUCCUCUGCGCACAAUCACCGACAACGCUAAGACCGUUACUCAACUCCAGGACUAUGCACUCCCCAACAUCAGCUACUUCGAACUACCCCUCCCCCAUAGCCCCACAAACGAAACCCUCAACGUCAUGCAACGACUGCCGGUGAAUUUUGAUCCGACCAAGAAAUACCCCAUCCUAUUCACCCCCUACGGCGGCCCCGGCGCGCAGCAGGUCAGCAAAACAUGGCAGUCCCUGGGUUUCAACGCCUACAUCGCCUCCGACCUGGAGCUCGAAUACAUCACUUGGACUGUCGACAACCGGGGGACAGGUUACAAGGGUCGUGCAUUCCGCACACAGGUCUCCAAGCGCUUGGGACUUCUGGAAGCGGCGGACCAGAUCUACGCCGCCCAGCAGGCCGCCGCGCUGCCCUACGUCGACGAGGACCACAUCGCGAUCUGGGGGUGGAGUUUCGGCGGCUACCUCACAGCCAAGGUCAUCGAACAGGAUGACGACGGCGAUGGCAUCUUCUCGCUGGGACUGAUCACGGCGCCGGUGGCGGACUGGCGGUUCUACGACUCGAUGUACACGGAGCGAUACAUGAAGACGCUGGCGGAGAACGCGGGGGGCUAUGCGGCCAGCGCGGUGCGGCGGACGGCCGGGUUCCGGAGCGCCCGCGGCGGGGUCCUCAUCCAGCACGGCACGGGGGACGACAACGUACACUUUCAGAAUUCGGCGGCUCUGCUGGAUCUGUUGGUCGGCGAUGGGGUGUCCCCGGAGAAGGUGCAGGUGCAGUGGUUUACGGACUCGGAUCAUAAUAUCAAUUAUCAUGGGGGGAAUGUGUUUCUGUACAAGCAGUUGGCGGGGCGGUUGUUUGCGGAGAAGAUGCGGGGGGAGGAGGGGCUGAGGCAUGGUUGGAGUCGGAGGGGGGUCGCGGUGUAG
Messenger RNA from Aspergillus aculeatinus CBS 121060, 3413 nucleotides. RefSeq names its product prolyl dipeptidyl peptidase DppIV (gene dppIV). The record is from RefSeq and is a predicted model, not a curated record. Lineage: Eukaryota; Fungi; Ascomycota; Eurotiomycetes; Eurotiales; Aspergillaceae. Gene Ontology annotation, molecular function: dipeptidyl-peptidase activity; serine-type peptidase activity. Gene Ontology annotation, biological process: proteolysis. The coding region runs from base 120 to 3413 and encodes 1097 amino acids. The transcript has 5 exons.